This is a messenger RNA of Clarias gariepinus (North African catfish), 2089 nucleotides long. It is a transcript of the gene vangl1, whose product is annotated as VANGL planar cell polarity protein 1. Bases 224 to 1795 code for a protein of 523 amino acids. The transcript has 9 exons. Gene Ontology annotation, biological process: multicellular organism development. Gene Ontology annotation, cellular component: plasma membrane. Lineage: Eukaryota; Metazoa; Chordata; Actinopteri; Siluriformes; Clariidae. The record is from RefSeq and is a predicted model, not a curated record.
AAAAGGUGUGCUGCUUCAAUCCAGUGCAUAUGUCUCUACGGAGGUGAUUUCUGCUUUCUGCGUAUUCGUGUUUAUUUUGUUGGGAUGUUUUUGAGGCGGCAGGGUUGACAGUAAAUUAGUGUAACCACAACUUGGUGUCUGCUUCCUGACUUGUGGCCUUUUCCUUUCUGUGGGCAAACCACAUAAAGCCCUGGACGAAUUAUAGAAAAGACACAACAUCGUCAUGGACACAGACUCUGUCCAUUCUGGCCACUCCCAGCAAUCACGAGGGUCAAAUAGGCACAGUGAUCGCAGUAAGGACCGGCACAAACCACGCAGUCAUGAUGGCAGCAAUCGCUCCGACAAGAAUGUUACCAUCAGCAGCCUGUCUGCACAAACAGGAGCAACAGAACAGACUCCGGCUAGCACAGAGCCUCAGGACGAUAACUGGGCCGAGACCACCACAGCGGUGACCGGUACCUCAGAUCACAGUCUCUCUCAGGAGGAGCUGGCCAGUUUUGGGAAGGAGACGGUGGGUAGCAUGCAUAAGCAGAGCUUUGUGCGUAUGCUGCCCCUGGCCCUGACGCUGCUCCUUGGACUGGUGGUUCUCGUCACACCGCUGGCCUUUGUGGUGCUUCCACAGCUGCUGUGGGCUGAUCAUGUGCGAUCGUGUGGCACAGCCUGUGAGGGACUUUUUCUCUCACUGGCCUUUAAGCUGCUGAUCUUAAUGCUGGCUGGCUGGGCCUUGUUCCUGCGUCCACCUCGGUCCACCCUGCCUCGCCUGGCUGUUUACAGAGCACUGCUCGCUGUACUUACGCUGCUGCUCCUGCUCUCCUACUGGCUCUUCUAUGGAGUACGCAUCCUCGACACACAGGAUGAGAAUUAUCAGGGGAUAGUGCAGUUUGCUGUGUCGCUGGUGGAUACUCUGCUGUUUACACACUACUUGGCCGUGGUGCUGUUGGAGAUACGGCAGCUACAGCCGUGCUUCUCUCUGUGUGUCACACGCUCGACUGAUGGAGAGACACGACACUACAACCUGGGCCAACUCAGUAUUCAGAGGGCAGCUCUGGUGGUCCUGGAGCACUACUAUAAGGAUUUCUCAGUGCAUAACGCCGCACUGCUGACAGCUGCUAAAACCCGCACAGCUAAGCACCUGGCUGCUCUAAAGGUCUACAAUGUGGAUGGUCCUGGUAAUGAUGGUGCAGCAAGUCAGACUCGAGCCAAGACUGCUGCUGCAACUCGACACAAAGACACCAGUCACAGUGAGCUUUACUACGAGGAGGCUGACUAUGAGAGAAGAGUCCGCAAACGCAAAGCACGGCUGGUGGUGGCAGUAGAGGAGGCGUUUACGCACGUGCGGCGGUUGCAGGAGGAAGAAAAAAAGAAACCACCAGGAGACGUGAUGGAGGCACGUGAGGCAGCACAGGCCAUUUUCCCCUCAAUGGCACGUGCUCUACAGAAGUACCUGCGAACAACACGUCAGCAGCACUGCCACAGCAUGGACAGCAUCCAAAGCCAUCUCGCUUUCUGUAUUACCAAUAACAUGAGCCCUAAGGCAUUUCUGGAGAGCUACCUGACUCCUGGUCCAACUCUCCUGUACAACAGUGAGUGCUGGCAGGCUCUGCAGUGGACGUUGGUCAGCGAGGCAUCGGUGACCAGCCCACUGCGUCAUGGCACAGAGUUCCAGCUUAAAAACAGCCAUUUUUGCCUGGUGGUCAGCAGCAAGGCUAUCCCACAGCUCAGAAUCAACGAGGAGUUCGUCCACCCUAAGUCGCACAAAUUCGUGCUGCUUGUGCAGUCAGAGACCUCGGUCUGACCCGCUGAUGUGUCCAUCCCUUUUAUAUACUGUAUACAAUAAACUCAGAAACAGUGUUUCCUUUUUCACUUUUUUUAGAAGUCACACUUCUCAUAUUGGACAUAUUUUGAUACGCAGCAGUGUGUGUGUGUGGUUUUUUUUUAAAUGAAAAGUAUUUAUGUAAAGACAAAUACUUGGAAGUGGAAGAGUGUGUUUUCUGUGCAUAGGUAUGUGUGCUGUGCAGUGUUUAAGAAAUUAAGGCUGCUGUUUAUUAAAGGGGGGAUCAGGCAGAUGAGGAAAACCAAGACUGUGACC